Siniperca chuatsi (mandarin fish) is the source of this 3227-nucleotide messenger RNA. Its product is annotated as zinc finger protein 646-like. NCBI's taxonomy places the organism in Eukaryota, Metazoa, Chordata, Actinopteri, Centrarchiformes, Sinipercidae. The transcript is spliced from 7 exons. Gene Ontology annotation, biological process: regulation of DNA-templated transcription. The record is from RefSeq and is a predicted model, not a curated record. The coding region runs from base 137 to 1432 and encodes 431 amino acids. Gene Ontology annotation, molecular function: DNA-binding transcription factor activity, RNA polymerase II-specific; RNA polymerase II cis-regulatory region sequence-specific DNA binding.
CCCCGUAAGCUUCGAUAUGUCCGCCGCCAAAACGCUCAUUUCACAGAAAAAAUAUUUUUCUUUUCGGAAGAAGAUCCCUACAAAGCGGCCCUAUUUCUUUUAAGCUAGAAAAAGUCGAAGAAUCCGAAAACCGACGAUGUAUGCCAGGACAAAUACCGGCAGCACACAUGGAGACUUUCAAGACAGAAAUGGAGUGAAUUAUGUGACAUCGACAGAGUCUUUCGGCCACUGCUCUCAAUUGUUCUGGAAAAAGGAUCCCAACGACUCCGGACCAAGUUCGACCAUCAGCUGGUGCGAUCAGCUCCCUUCGUCCUCAGCAGCCCUCUCCAGCUCCAGUCUCUCCUCAGCGUCACUCUCCAGCUCCAGUCUCUCCAUGGAGUCCAGAGCGCCAGCGCCGGCGACGACGGUGUCAGACGACAUGGAAUCAGAUGAGAGGCCUUACGUCUGCGAUCUCUGCAGCUGCGCCUAUAAGCAUGCCAGCUCCCUGCUCAACCACAAGCUCACUCACAAGACUGGAGACUUCAGGUGCGACUUUUGCAGCAAGCCCUACACCAACUACAUGUCCCUGCGCAACCAUAUGCGAAUCCACGGUCAGAAGCGCUACAUGUGCGACUUGUGCGGGAAGGCCUUCCGCCUGGCCCGAUAUCUCCGUAACCACCAGAGGAUCCAUGAUGAUGGGCCCAACCGCUUCGACUGUCCUUCCUGCUGCAAGAGCUACAGGACAAUGCUGGAGCUGGCCCAGCACCGCUGCACCGCUGCUGCGUCCAACCAGAACCGGUUCAACUGCCCGUCCUGCUUUAAGAGCUACCGAACCAUGCUGGACCUGGCCCAGCACCGCUGCAGCGCCGUGGCCAAAAACCAGUCUGGCGGUCGUCGUUCCAAUUUCGCCAACACUCCUCGCCGUCAGCAGCAGCAGCAGCAGCAACAGCAGCAACAGCAGAACAGUGCUAACUCCAUGAUGCAACCGCAGCAUGGAGGACACGGCCAGCAGGAACCUCUGCCCUCCCACUGCGUCUCCCCCAUGUCCCAGGGAGGGCAGGGCGGCGGUGUGAGCAGCCAGCCUGUGCCUGACCCCCACCAGCAGGGCCGUCCCAGCUCUGUAUCCUCUCAGAGCAGCCAGCAGAGCAUGAGGAGCUCGUCCUCCAACAAACACGUCUCCUCCUCCAGCGCCAACCCGUCCUCCUCCUACUCCCUGCUCCAGCCCCUGGUGCCUGAGGUAAAGGAGAUGAGCUCGGGAUACACUAGGCUGAGCGCCAACCCCAUGCCGAAGCACCAGGACACUUUCUCUCUGGCCCCCCAGCGGCCCCUCACCACCAUCAACCCCAUCGGCCACUCCCUCCAUCCGAAUGGAGCGCCCACGCUCAAGCCUUCCCCCGUGCCACGCACCAUCCAGGCCAUGCCCUGGGAGCAGCGCUCCCUCUACAAUCAAUGAGACCCCCAGGAACUAGCCGCCCCCCCUUCACAUCGCAUCCCCAACCCACACACACACACACACACACACACACCCUCCUCCUCCUCCCCACCCCUUUUGGACCCAGCAUCAAGGAGGAAGGACUUGGGACGCCCCUCCACCACCCCACUCCUCCUUUGGAACGUUGUGUUUGGGAACGGGGAAGGGCACCAUUGAGAACUAGUUGAGAUUGAUUACUGAGUAGUUAGGUUUAAAAAAAAAUGUGUUGCCUUGACCCUCAUGUAUGAUCUAUGCCAUGUACUGGAUAUAAGUUAAAAUGUCUGUCCUCUCACUAAGAAUUUAUCUCCCCAUCCUCCUCUCCCGCUCUAGUUACGAAAAUAUCUAUCCUUCCCAUUAUGAAUAGUGUCUCUCCCCUCCCCCAGCCCCCCUUUUCCAUAUGUUAAAUGAAAAAGGCUAUUUUUAUCAAGAGUGUGUUCCAAACCAGGGCGCCAAGUUGUCAAAGUAAAUGUGACAAAAUUCUCCCUUCAGUCUGGUAUGUUUUUGAACAUAAAACCCAACUUUUUUGUCAAAUGAGGCUUCUGGAAAGGAGAAGGGGAAACAUUAACUUUUGUCUUCUUUUAUUUUCUUUUACUUUUAUUUUUUUAACGUACCCCUUCAACAUGCUCCAGAAUGAAGAUUGUUUAUAUUGUGCGUUAGGAGGUGUCAUGACUAUUUCAGAAAGCUGUUUCCGUUCUCUCUGACGUUACAGCGCCUACACCUCUCGUCUGUGAGCACCAACAGCAAGGACCACAACGGAAAAAACCCAGCUGACUGUUGUUCUGCAAAACAUUGUGACAUGUACAUGCCAGUUUGGCUUCUCUGUGUUGUGAAGACUGAAGCCCUGCUGUUGAAAAGGACCUCGAUGUUCCCCAGCCACAACCACCGACGAGGACAGUUUAGCGCAGUUACCUGCUUUUAACACACAACUGAAAGCUCACUUUUUUCUAAACUUGCAUCUGACUGGUGGCUUGUUAUUGUAGUUUUAUUAAUCUGUUGGCUGGGAGUCAAAUCUAGAAGAUAUCAGUACAAGUCUCCAUCCCUUUUGUUCCAAAAUGACUGUUAACAUGUUUGUUCCUUUCACUUUAAAGCACUUUAAGACAAGUGCUGUAUAAUUAUUACUGUCUCUCCCACCCACCCCCGCCCUCUAUCUAGAGCUGUAUCGGCUGUGAAGAUGUAACACUGCCUUACAUCAACCCCUCAUCAUCACUCACUCACUCACAUGAUCACCAGUGACUUAGCAGCAGUACUGGGCCAGGUUUGAGCCCAUAACAUGGCUGCAUCUGGAAGCUACAGUGGCCAAAAUACAGUAUAUCUGCAGCUCUGGACACAGUAGGUCUGCAACCCCUCCCCCCCACCUCGGCUCGGACACACCCUCCAGUGUUGCUUUUCCUGUAGAAAACGUCAUGCCUGCGUCUCACUGCUCCCGAGAUGGAUUCAGUUAACACCUACCUGCAGGGUGUUUCAAUAAGCAGCCAAUCACAGUUGGCUGGAUAACUCCAAAUAAACACAUACAAGAUGAAGUGAAUUUUGUAAACGGUCAAUUUGAUGAAUAACAGUUUAAUCAUGAAUCCAGUAUGUAGUUCUGUUACGUUAUCUCGCUAACAUGGUGUUCAUUGAAAUACCCUCAAUUCUACUGACAUUGUAUUAUCUCUUUUUAAAGUUGUUUCUAUUUUUAUUCAUGACAUGUUUUCAUUGUUGCUUUCUCUCUCCUUGUAAAGUGUCUUUUUGAGUAUUUAGAAAAGUGCUAUACAAAUAAAAUGUUUUAUUAUUAUCACCA